AUUCAUCCCUGCGCCAGCUGCCGUUGUUCUGCCAUCUUUCUUGUGGGCAAGUAGUCUGCCCUCUCUCUUAUUUUGUUCUCUUCUCUUAUAGGCGGGGCUAAAUAGCAAUUUAGGAGGAAGUGGUUGAAAUCUUAUUCCACGUGGUCGGAUCUUGCAGUCUGGUGAAAUCAUGUUGCGACGGGAAGCCCGUCAGCGGCGAGAGUAUCUUUACCGCAAAGCCCAAGAGGAAAAGCUUCGGGCUAUCGAGGAGAAGAAGGAAAAAAUCAAGAAAGCGCUAGAUGAGAACUGCCUCAUCCCCACGGAAUUGCGGAAAGAGGCUCUCGUGCUCCAGAAGGCUCUUGAAUUUGAUGAUGGGGGUGGCGAAGGAGUGACAAGCCACGUGGAUGACGAGUACCGCUGGGCGGGUGUGGAGGAUCCUCGCAUUAUGGUCACCACGUCACGCGAUCCCAGCUCCCGUCUCAAGAUGUUUGCCAAAGAGGUCAAGCUAGUUUUCCCUGGGGCCCAGCGCAUGAACCGAGGACGGCAUGAAGUGGGGGCCCUUGUCCGUGCCUGCAAAGCCAAUGGGGUUACUGACCUGAUGGUGGUGCAUGAGCACAGAGGGGUGCCAGAUGGUCUUAUAAUCAGCCAUUUGCCCUUUGGCCCCACCACCUACUUCACUCUCUGCAAUGUGGUCAUGCGCCAUGACAUCCCGGACAUCGGCACCAUGUCAGAGGCACACCCCCAUCUCAUCUUUCACAACUUCACUUCCAGGCUUGGACAGCGGGUCACCAGCAUCCUCAAGUACCUCUUUCCAGUGCCCAAAGAUGACAGCAAACGGGUCAUCACCUUUGCCAACCAAGAGGACUACAUCUCCUUCCGGCACCACACCUACAAGAAGACUGAUCACCGGAAUGUGGAGCUCACUGAGGUUGGGCCGAGGUUUGAAAUGAAGUUAUAUAUGAUCAAAUUGGGAACCUUGGAGCAGGAGAGCACAGCUGACGUGGAGUGGCGCUGGCACCCAUAUACCCGCACAGCCAAGAAGCGGACAUUCCUCAGUGCUGAGUAGCAUGGAUUCGAACUGCGUGUCUCUCUUCCUCUUCUUGGCCUUUCCUCCUCCUCGCCAAGGAGCUGCAAUACAUAGGCUGUGUGCUGAGGCCUUCAUGAACGGGAUUCUUCAAGCUCGUCGUCCCAUAACCCUAUGCCCCUCCUAGGCCUGAAAGUCCCCAUGGCCUAUGCAGACAAAGGACCACGCACGCACUAAUGCCAAGCUUGCCCCAUCUGUACACAGAACAUUCUGCUCUAUUGCAGGCAACUCUAUCCUUCCAAAAACACAAUUAGAGAAGGCAGCAUCAGCGGCAGAGAGAAUGGAGGAUAUGCUUAUUGUAGCUGUUAAGGAGCAUGCUGGGUCUAUGAUGUAGCCUUGUCCAUCUUGAUGCUUUCCAGAUGUUGCUGGACUACAACUCCCAUCAUUAGGAACACAAGAAGCUGCCUUAUACUGAGACAUACUCACUGGUCCAUCUUGCUCAGUGUUGUAUACACCGACUGGCAGUGGCUCUCCAGGGUUUCAGGCGGAGUCACUCGGGCCUACCUGGAGAUGCCAGGGAUUGAACCUGGGACCUUCUGCAUGUGAAGGAGAUGCUGUACCACUGAGCUACGUCCCUUUGGCUGAGGCUGAUGGCAGUUGUAGUCCAAAACAUCUGGAGAGCACCAGGGUGGGCAAGGCUGAAUCCUGUUUCUCUCUGUCCCGUGGGGGCGCGUCACCUCGUGUGGCAAUGUUUCCUGGAAAGAGUGGAAGAACAGAAUGGAUUGCUAAGGUCCCAUUUCUCUCUUUGUUUCACUCUAAUUUUGUUUGAUGUAUCUCUCAGCUUUGCGUUCACAGAGAAUGUUUUUCUCAGGGAGGAUCCCUGAGAAGACUGCUAGAAAGCAGGACUUGUUGGAGGAGUUUUAGAAAAUGUGGGCAGGGAGGGAGGGGAAAAAUACACACACACCCCUUGGAUGAUAUAAAAUGCCUUCUUUCGGGUUGCUGUGGCAGCCUAAGUUCACUUGGUGAUACAGAUAUAAAGGGGGGGGCAACAAUGGAUUAAGGGGGCCAUUCCCCAACAUUGAUCUUAGUGGAUUUUUGAUACAAUAAAUCCUGUUAUUUCCAUUUUCUCUUGCCAGUGGUGCCCCUCAGGGCAGUUAAACCAUAGGGACAGGUAGCAUUGUCCAUAUGAGCUCCAAACUGGCACAGAACUUGUUAAGAGCUUGAGUGGAAGCAGGGCUCUGUGUAUAGUUAUUUCCAGGAAAGCCAGAGCCCCGGUUUUGGGAGAAGGAAGCUCUUAGUUCUCCAGCAAGAGAUUUGGAAAGAAAGCAACACAACUAAAGGCUCAGACUAAAAAUAAAACAAGGACAGGGACUCGUUCUGUGGGCCUGAUUUCCAGUAAGUUAAGGACAGCUUUCAUCUUUCUUCCUCAUACCUCCAUCCUCAUGUGCUCUCUUUUACAGUGUCUUUCCAAAGUAUUCUCUAUGUGAGAAUUUUGUCACAAUUGGAGAAUACCCUGCGAUGCAACUCAGUGGGUAGAGCAGCUGAUUUGAGGUGCCGGUGGGCCUCCUUUUUGUUCUCCAGCUGGCGAAAAAUGAAGGGUCUGCCUUCCGUUCCCCGUACUUGCACAGACUGGAUUACUGACAUGAUUGUUUGAAGAGGAGAAAUAAGGAAAACAUGGAUUGACAGGGGCGCGGGGAGAUCAGGCAGCAGCCUUUGCAGGAUGGAUUCGGUCCAGCGGUUGUCAUUAAAAGUACAAUUACUAUUUACAAAUUACCAAA
Messenger RNA from Rhineura floridana, 2781 nucleotides. It is a transcript of the gene IMP4, whose product is annotated as IMP U3 small nucleolar ribonucleoprotein 4. The coding region runs from base 170 to 1045 and encodes 291 amino acids. Gene Ontology annotation, biological process: rRNA processing. Gene Ontology annotation, cellular component: nucleolus; Mpp10 complex; small-subunit processome. The record is from RefSeq and is a predicted model, not a curated record. The transcript is spliced from 9 exons. NCBI's taxonomy places the organism in Eukaryota, Metazoa, Chordata, Lepidosauria, Squamata, Rhineuridae. Gene Ontology annotation, molecular function: snoRNA binding; rRNA primary transcript binding.